This is a messenger RNA of Carassius auratus (goldfish), 830 nucleotides long. It is a transcript of the gene il4, whose product is annotated as interleukin 4. The transcript has 6 exons. The record is from RefSeq and is a predicted model, not a curated record. NCBI's taxonomy places the organism in Eukaryota, Metazoa, Chordata, Actinopteri, Cypriniformes, Cyprinidae. Bases 318 to 725 code for a protein of 135 amino acids.
CCCAGAUAUUCGUCUAGCCACCCAGAAAGAGAGAGAAGAGACUCAUCCCAAAGACAUCUGUGACUUUCAGGGAUGCUCCAUCUCGUCAGGACGCUGCCAGCAGCUGCGGGACUGUCUGUUUCCAUCCAUCGGACUUAAUGUUGUACACACGGCCUCCUUCAAGAAGCAGCACAUCCCAUCAGUGAAGCCAAGAAUCAAGGCUGUGUAUGAUAGGAUGUCACUUCCUCUGUCAGCACUAUAAAGAAGACUGAUUAGUGCCGAAGCAAUGAAGACCAUCUCUACAUCUGGAGAUCUUAUUAGGCAUCAACACGACCAACAUGAGGACUUUCAUACUCUUGGUGCUGGCGAUUGUAGCCGUUACUGGGUUGAAACAUAAAGCGGGACCAAUCCUCCUAAUGGAAAUCAUAGAUGAUGUGAAGAAGAUCUUGAAUCAGAGUUCAGCGGUGAAUCUCAACCAAUUUGUAAGAGAUGUAUUUCCUCCAGUGGGCUGCUCGGAGGAACACAUUUGCCAAGCAGCAAUGGUCAUGAUGAACACAGAGCUAAGCUACAGCAUGCUACACAGACGACUGUUUGCCUAUGCUAAUUAUUCAGGGCACCUUCAAUGCAACGUUACAGCUUCAGAAGAACACAGAAUGGAUGUUUUCCUCGAAGAAAUCAAAAAUUGCUGCAAAGAACAAUACUCUAAACUCUUAAAGCAACCAGAUGAGAAAAAACAAGUGAAUUGACUCUAGAAUUACUGCUUAUGAACACAAUACUAUAUUUUUGUAUUACAUUUAAUAUUAAAUUAUUUUUUAUUAAAUGUUUUCUAUCGUUUAUAUUUAUUGUAUUUA